Molecule: messenger RNA, 3366 nt
Organism: Amphibalanus amphitrite
Lineage: Eukaryota; Metazoa; Arthropoda; Thecostraca; Balanomorpha; Balanidae
Exons: 6
Coding region: 447-2825 (792 amino acids)
Molecular function (GO): zinc ion binding
Source: RefSeq, a predicted model, not a curated record
AGUUUAUUUGUAUUGUUUUGUCGAUUUUGACAUGCUCCUAGUUUGCAGCCAUAUUUCGAUAUGUUCUACAGGGAGUUCAGAAUUAUUUCAGGACCAAUCUUUUCCUCGUUCAUUUUCCCGUCGAUCAUGAAAUUUUUAGAGCGGAACAAUUAGUUUCCAGGCGGUCCGAGCGGUUUUCGUGAGAAGGGUGCAAAAAUCGGCGUCAUUUUUAGAGCCUCGACACCAGCUCAACACAGGACCCUAUGGGAGACGGUGAAGUAGCGGAAGCAAUAAAUAGAGCGCUCUAAUUUUAGCUUAUUUCCCUGUAGUGUCACCGACUGCUAUCGCUGUUGUAUUUGCGCUGUGUAUUUUGAUUUGAGCAAGAUACCUAUAUUGAUAUUUGAGCGUCCUAUUCAGCAUUGGGGGUACUACGGAUUGUGCGUUGAGUUAUGUGAUUACAUUUGACAAUGGAGUUGCUGCGUUCUGAUCUUUUCAAAACUGGUAAAUUUGACAACAUCAUCAUCAACUUCACUGAAAGCGAGGUUCUCUGCAGAACGAACGUCAACAAUGAAGAAGAACUUGCAACUUGGAAAGAGCUCUUCUGUCGUGCUUCACAGACCUCACUGAAUGUAGUAUACACUAGACAUCCAAGUGGUGAACGUAUAUUUUUCAGUCAGAAGCUGGUGUGUCAGUUUGCUGUCAAAAGACACAAGGGAGUGAAGAAGCACAGCACAGGAUGCCCCUUCAGGAUGCAUAUCCAGAUCAAGAGAGCAAGUGAGCGAAAGGUGAAAGACGACGCAUUGCUAAGCACUCAUCCAUGCGUAAUCGUCCUUACCGGAGAACACAACCAUACCGAAUGUGCGAAGUCGCUCAAAGAGCUUCGAGUGCUCCCUCAGGUGGAAAAGGAGUUCUUUGAAUACUUUCGACGAGGCAUGCGCGUACCAGAGGCGCAAAGAUACCAUCGCCUGAAGAUGGGUCUGGGUUCGGAGUUCUGCACGGAAGAAGACCGCGGCGACAUGAAUCCGUCGCUCCGAGCCGUCGCCUACAUGCAACGGAAGUGGGCAAAAGCAACUGCUGGAGGCUGCAACGACGAAGACAUGCUCGCCGCGCUGGAUAGAUACGCAGCUACCACCAAUAGUGUGAUCGAAGUUGAGAGAAGCAGCUCGGGCUCCUUCUGUGUGGCUCUCGUGUCGCCGUUCAUGGAGCGCGUCCAUGCCCUCCGAGAGGCUGGAGAGGUGGUGUUUGUUGACGCCACAACUUCUGUCGACCGUCUCAACACCGCCAUCGUGCCACUGCUCUGCUGCAGCCCUGCCGGAGCCCUGCCUUUGGGAGUGGUGUUCUCCUCUUCUCAAGACGAGGCUCAACUGACAACAGGCUUCAGGCUGCUCCAGAAGGCUGUCGGCCAUGCAGCCUUCAAUGGACGUGGGCAUCCUUCAGCGUUCGUCACGGAUAACUGCGAUGCAGAACGAAGGGCUCUGCGGACCGUCUGGCCUGAAGCCGAACAGUUUCUCAGCAUUGCCCAUGUGCUGCAGGAGGUCUGGAGGUGGCUCCUCGACCCCAUGCAUGGCGUCCCGAGGGACCAACGUCAGGAGCUGAUGGGCGUCGUGCGGAAACUGGUGUAUGCGGAAAGCCCAGAACGCUUCCAGGCUCUGUUGGCUGCAGAACACGUAGCCCAUCAAGGUUUCGCCAGGUACAUGGAGGGCCUCUUCGAAAGGCGCGCUGAAUGGGCGAUCGCGUGCCGCCAAGCAUCCGCCCUUCGAGGGAACCUUACCAACAACUAUGUGGAGGCCACGAUGCGCAUCAUCAAAGACAUCGUCAUGAAAAGGUGUAAAGCACGCAACUCAUGCGAGCUUGUCAUGAUCAUGGACGAGAUCUACAACGGCUACAUGGUACAGCGCCUGAUCGACUUCGCUCUCGACCGUCGCCAAAGCAAACGUUUGGCACCACCUACCAUGAACGAGACUUCUAUCACCAGAGUAGACGACCACCACUUCCGCGUGACGUGCGAAUCGGACCCGAACGUCAUAUACAAUGUGGCUAUGGACUUGGGAGUCUGCUCGUGCCCUCAGGGACAAUCGGAUGGCAUCUGCAAGCAUCAACUGGCCUGCUCUCAUGUGAGAAACAUGACCCUGCCACAGGCCUUCAACCCCAUGACUGCCGAGAACCGACGCUGGCUGAUGUGCCUGGCGUUGGGUGAGGAUAAAGCUUCAGACGCUGGCUUCGUGGCAGAAUCGUCAGGUGCGCCAACCAGCGAGAGAGGGGCCACGGUGCCCACUCUUCUGCCUCCGUCAGGUGACGACUCGGGCCACUCAGGUGAAGAGGCAGGCGCUGCAAUUUGGGACGAUGACGACCUCGAUGCUGUUGAGUGUGUUGUUGCAGGAUUGUCCUCGUCAGCGAACGCCUCCGAGACAGACAAAGUGGGCCCGUCCGAGCUUCAACAAGGCUCACCAGUCGGGCAGAAACCAUCGACGGAGCUGAUCGACAGCUAUCUGUCGACCAUGCGGCGUGUGCUUCUCAAGUACGGGGACGGACAAACGAGCAGUGCGCUAGUCAGGGCGAUUGGCACGGUGGCUGCUCUGAAGACGAGCAACGAGCUGAACGGCUAUCUGCAGUCAGCUGAACCGCCCUCAGAGUGCCUGAGCAGUGGUUGUGCUGCGCGAGGCAGCAUCCGGCCCACCGCAUUCAGUCGGUGGCCUGAAGACCGGCCGUUUGGCGCCGGUCUGGGCGGGGGGCGGCGCCUGCGGAGCAGCCGCGGAGCCGCCCCACCUGCGAAGCGUCCCAGGUCUAAUGUUGACGUUGUCAUUGAGAGCGUAGCCAGUGGAAAGGCGCUUGGUUCUGGUCAGUAAUACGAAACUCGACGCCACCAAUGGGCGACAGCACGCGGUAAAUGCUGGAUAUGACUGUGUGCAUAUGCAAACGCCUUUCAUGAGACUGUGACUGUGUUCAGCAGCAUGUAUAAUGGAUAUGUGUCUUGUCUUACAAUUGUGUUUGUUACUGUACAAAUGUUUCAUGUCUUGCACGUUAUGUGUAUUGUGUAUGAAGGGGCCUCAGGACUGCUGGUGAAGCUGCAUGCUCACAUUGGGCUACAAUUGAUUUAGCUGUCCAUAUAUCUUGUCUAAUCGAUAAAAUAAUCUAGGAAUCCAUCGUCUUUCGAUGUGCGUUUCAUUAUAACUCUAGCGUUUUCACCCUCCAACGAUUUGCUUUCACCAAUAUCGUCAGCAUCGCAACAAAGUUGGUAAUUCGGGUAUAGACUGCAACCAUUUCUUUUGCAACAUAUUCUCAUUAGAUAAUAUGUUGCAUAUUCUCGUACUUACCUUAUAUCGCAUAGGUAUUCUCAUACUUACUUUGGAUGUCUUAGGCUUACUCCAUUGCGAAUGUAAAAAAGUG